CGGCCGCGGUGCCCUUCCAUGGCGCUCUCUUCGCAUGACGUCCCUCUACCCGCCGCUGGCGUCUCGGUCUCCCCUGCUGCCCGGUCCCCAAGCGCCGGGCACGCAGAAAGCCCAAGAUGGCGGACAUCGCCGGCGCUUGCUGCUGUCUUGUCAUCUCCAAGACCUGUUGAGUGCUGGGACGAGCGUCGAGCCGAAUCAACGACCGCUGAUCACAGAAAAGCUGGUUGGACCCGCGGUGGAGCAACCCGUUUCCCCUGGGCUGGUGGACGCGCAAAACCGCGCUCGCUUCGCGGAACGGCGCGUCGUGCGGGAUCCAGCAGAGCGGAAGGCGAGCCUCAGGAGAGUGGCGGCUCAUAGCUGGACUCCAGCUGAGCUGCCUGAGCCAUCCCUGCAGCAGCAACCAUUGCUACUGUUGGGCGAGGAGGCUGUCACUGCUGGGCCGACUGCCCGCUUCCCGCGUCUGGUGCUGUGGGACGAGAGUCGACGCUGCUUUGCAUCGCACUGGCCCGGCGCGUUGUCGCCGGACUUCUGCCGGCAGAGCUUCGGAGCUUUGCUGACGCAUGGGCCCUGGGAAGCGCUUCACAGCAAGAAAGGUCAAGUGACCCGCGAGACGUGCUGGUACGUGCGCAAGGGCUGCCGUUGCGACUACACCUAUGGCAUCGCUCGUGUCAGGGCUAAGCGAAAGCAAACAAAGGCCUUUCAUUGCGCCAUGGAGAUGCUACUGGAAGAGCUGAUGCGUGUGACCUUUCCGCAACUGCCGAAAGAGGCCUGGCCGAACGCGGCCAAUCUGAACCUCUACAGCGAGAAGUGGCAAUCCAUCGGCUGGCAUGCUGAUGAUGAGUCGCUCUUUCAGGGUCGAGACAAGGAUUGUCCCAUCAUCUCGGUUUCCCUGGGGGCUCCACGAGAGUUUUGGUUGGCGCUGCGGCAUGAGGGCAACUGCAUGGAUCCUAAACUGAAGAGUAUUGUGGAGGUUGACCUUUCUUAUGGGGACAUUCUGACCAUGGAGGGCCUUUGCCAGAAGUACUGCGUGCACUUCGUCCCUGCGGAUCUGCGGAAUGUGGCGGACGCCCAACGUGGUUCGCGAAUCAACGUCACGUGGAGAUGGAUCCGGGAGCACAAGCAACGAUGUCCGCAACAUGUGGACGGAGUAGAGGAGUUCUUCUUUGGAGCUCAUGGCAUCCCACGAAGUCCGGGUCUCCCCUGCUGGACCUCUGCCUGGGCUGGGAAUUUGCUGAUGGCCUGGAGAGCAUGCGAGGAAUGCGAUCACGACGCUUGGAGAGGUGGACGAAACUGCGUAAAACAUCAGCAAAAGUGGCUGUGCCGCCAUUGUUACCAGCAUGCGCUCAGUGGAGCGCCGGCGCGGCCAAAGAUCUACACGCCACGUGAACGGGGUCAAAGGCGCCCACAGCUGCCAAAGGACAGACAGGAGAAUUCCCAGGAAACAUUGAACCAUGGCCAUUUCCAGAGCAUGGGGCCCAGUUGGUUUCCCGCAGCUGGCACGGGAUACCUCAGCGUUGUGGACCUCGUUCACUUCAUGCCGACUUUCCCGGUGAACUCCAUUCAGUCGCCAGUGGUUCAGCAGGCGACACAGGACAGCUCUGAGCCGACUCCGCAACUUGCGCAAAGCUGCCAAGUUCCGGUCCAAUCGAUGUGUGCGGCCAAAGUGUCGUACUAUCCAGUUCAAAGUCCCUGCUGUCGGUGCCCAACGCCCUGA
Messenger RNA from Cladocopium goreaui, 1714 nucleotides. Lineage: Eukaryota; Dinophyceae; Suessiales; Symbiodiniaceae. The record is from the annotation of a GenBank genome assembly.